CAGCAGAACUACAACUCCCACAGUCUGGCGUCAUUGCGUAUCACGUUUAACAACGGUCAGUCGCUAAAGAAAAAAACAGCCGCUUCCGUGUUGUUCUUCUGUUAUUUUGGUUAAUAACUGUCGAUAGCGGGGUCCGGGCUCGUCUGACGGUCUCGCCGGAGUGUGACUAUCAUGGUUCUGUGAAGCUGAAAGACAGUUUCAGCUUCUUUUUUUACCCGAAAUGUCGCUGCUACAGAGCUCAAAGAAAAAAGACAAGCGUAUUUUGUCUGGUACCUGCCCAGACCCGAAAUGUCAGGCGAGGCUGUUCUUCCCCGCUCACGGCUCCGUUAGCAUCGAGUGCACCGAGUGUGGUCAACGCCACGAGCAGAAGAACCUGUUAAAUGUCGAAGAAGUGACUGAUCCGGAUGUUGUGCUUCACAAUCUGCUCAGAAACGCCCUGCUCGGCGUCACCGGGGCCCCGAAGAAAGGAACCGAGCUGGUGAAGGUAAUGGGGCUUUCUAAUUACCACUGCAAGCUCCUGUCCCCGGUCCUCACCAGGUACGGCAUGGAUAAACAAACCGGCAAAGCCAAGCUGCUGAGGGAAAUGAACCAGGGUGAGAUGUUUGACUGCUCGCUCCUGGGAGACAGAGCUUUCCUGAUUGAGCCGGACCAUGUGUCCACCAUGGGCUACGGCAAGGACAGGUCAGGGAGCCUCAUAUACCUCCAUGACACCCUAGAGGAGGUUAAGAAAGCCAACGGUAACAGAGAGUGUCUCAUUCCGGUCCACGUAGAUGGAGACGGGCACUGCCUGGUUCAUGCUGUGUCCAGAGCCCUGGUAGGAAGAGAACUCUUCUGGCAUGCCCUGAGAGAGAACCUCAAACAGAACUUCAAGCAGAACCUGGACCGCUACAAGGCCCUGUUUCAGGAUUUUAUUGAUGCGGCAGAGUGGGAGGACAUCAUCAAUGAGUGUGACCCCCUGUUCAUCCCACCUGAAGGUGUGCCGCUUGGACUACGCAACAUCCACAUAUUUGGUUUGGCUAACGUCCUCCACCGUCCCAUAAUCCUGCUGGACUCCCUCAGUGGAAUGAGGAGCUCUGGGGAUUAUUCAGCCACCUUCCUGCCCGGGCUGGUGGCUGAGGAGCAGUGCCGGGGGAAAGAUGGGAAGCUCAACAAACCUAUCUGCAUCGCCUGGAGCAGCUCCGGCAGGAACCACUACAUCCCCCUGGUGGGAAUCAAGAACACGGUGCUGCCCAAGCUGCCGGCCCGCCUGCUGCCUAAGGCCUGGGGCGUCCCUCAGGAGCUCAUCAGGAAAUACAUCAAGCUGGAGCCAGACGGGAGUUGUGUGAUUGGCGGCGACCGCAGCUUGCAGGAUAAAUAUCUGAUGAGGCUGGUCAAUGCCAUGGAGGAGGUGUUCAUGGAGAAGCACAGCAUCCACCCGUCGCUGGUGGCUGAUGUGCACCAGUACGUCUACAGACGGACCGGUGUGAUCGGCAUCCAGCCCGAGGAGGUGACUGAGGCGGCUAAGAAGUCGGUGAUGGAGAACCGGCUGCACCGCUGCCUGAUCUGUGGCGCCCUCUCUGAGCUCCACGUCCUGCCGGAGUGGUUGGUUCCUGGUGGAAAGCUCUACAACUUAGCCAAAUCCACCCACGGCCAGCUGCGGCCGGACAAGAACUACAGCUUCCCCCUCAAUAACGUGGUCUGCUCUUAUGACCCCCAGAGAGACGUCCUCAUCCCAGAUUACAAACUGAGCUCCCUCAACACCUGCAGCUGGUGUCACGGCACGUCAGUCCGCCACAUCCGUGGCAACGGGUCGGUGGUUUACUUGGACGGGGACAGAACCAACACCCGCUCCCAGGGGGGGAAGUGUGGAUGUGGCUUCAAGCAUUACUGGGAGGGAAAAGAAUAUGACAACCUCCCCGAAGCCUUCCCCAUUACGCUGGAGUGGGGGGGUCGGGUGGUGCGAGAGACUGUGUACUGGUUCCAGUAUGAGACAGACACAGCAUUGAACAGCAAUGUGUAUGAUGUGGCUAUGAAACUGGUCACCAAGCACUUCCCUGGGGAGUUUGGCAGCGAGAUCCUGGUCCAGAAAGUAGUCAACACCAUACUGCAUCAUACCGCUAAGAAGAACCCGGACGAGUACAACCCAGUGUCUAUCGACGGGGCUCAUGUUCAGCGUCUCACUGACGUCACAGAGACUCAGCAGGUGAUGGACCCCCAGCCGCCCACUAAGAUAAUACUUACUGGUCAGAAAGCAAAGACACUGCACAAAGAGGAGCUGACGAUGAGCCGAGCAGAGCGCAGCAUCCAGCAGAGCAUCAGCGAGCAGGCCUUCGUCACUCAGAAGCGACGGACUGACAAGCUGAAGCAGGAGCAGAAAGGCCACGGCCGGACGUCUUCCCCUGGCGGGUCUCCAGAAACCUCCUCCUCUUCAGCUCCGGCCACACCCACCAAAUCCUCCUCCCCCUCCUCGUCCUAUAAGGAGAAGAAGAUCCGUGUGACCACCAGUGACGGCAGGCAGGCCAUGCUGACCCUGCAGGCCCACACGACCUUCUCAGAGCUGCAGAGGAGCAUCGCCAACCAGUUUGCCGUGCCGCCAAUGCAGCAGUGCAUCCGCUACGGCUUCCCGCCCAAGGAGCUGGUACCCCCGAAGGACGGCGAGGAGAACGAGCCCAUGGCGCUGCAGCACGGUGACAGGGUGACAGUGGAGAUAUUGAGGGGCCCUGAGGACAAGAGCACCGCGGCCUCCAUCCCGCGAGCCUCCAGCUCGCACUCUGCCCUGCACUCGGUGAAGAGUGAGGACGCUGUGACAUCCGGCAGAAUGAGCAGCCGGGAACUCCAGGACAGCAUUGACCUUGAGAUGUCCUCCCUCUGUCUCCUAGCGACCUUGAUGGGUGAGGAUGUUUGGUCGUACGCAAAGAAGCUGCCGCACUUAUUCCAGCAGGGUGGCGUCUUCUACAACAUCGUCAAGAAAGACAUGGGUAGGUAUGACUAUGAAUAUGGUCUCUUUGAGAUUUAUUCAGACUCCUUCAGUGGAGUUAUUGGAUCAGUGUAA
This is a messenger RNA of Xiphias gladius (swordfish), 3031 nucleotides long. RefSeq names its product valosin containing protein (p97)/p47 complex interacting protein 1 (gene vcpip1). Gene Ontology annotation, biological process: protein K11-linked deubiquitination; Golgi reassembly; protein K48-linked deubiquitination. Lineage: Eukaryota; Metazoa; Chordata; Actinopteri; Istiophoriformes; Xiphiidae. Gene Ontology annotation, molecular function: cysteine-type deubiquitinase activity. The coding region runs from base 221 to 3031 and encodes 936 amino acids. The transcript is spliced from 3 exons. The record is from RefSeq and is a predicted model, not a curated record.